AUGUCAGUAGUAGAUGAACCUCUGAACCUUGUUCUAGAUUGUGGCAGCUCGUCUAUUCAAGCAGGUUUUGCAGGAGAUGAUGCUCCACGUGCAGUCUUUUCUUCUUGUAUCGGGACAGCAAAAUAUUUACCAGCCAUGAUCUGUCCAAGUCAACGAUCAACCUAUAUUGGUGAUGAAGCAAAGAAUCACAGUAGAAGAGGAAUAUUAAAUCUUCACUAUCCUAUUCAGAAUGGAAUUGUUAAAAAUUGGGAUUUGAUGGAUAUAUUAUUGGAAUUUACGUUUUUUAAUGAAUUGAAAUUAAGUCAAGAGCAUAUUCGUGGAAGUAAUGUUUUAUUUUCAGAUGCAGUAAUGAAUCCAAAUUCUAAUUCUGAAAAACUAGUGGAAUAUUGUUUUGAAAAGUUUGAAAUGAGAGGAGUUCACAAGACACCAGCUCCUGUUCUUGCUGUUUAUGCAUCUGGGAGAGGAACAGCAUUGAGUAUGUGUUUAGGAGAUGGUGUAAUUCAAAUUCAACCUGUUUUUCAGGGAUAUACAUUUGCAGAAUCAACUUUAAGAUUUAAUUUCGGAGGAUCAAAUAUGGUUGAUUAUAUGAUUCAUUUGUUGAAGGAGAGUAAGGGAAUGAAUUUAACAAAUCAAAGAUCAAUUGUGGAGGAAAUGAUUAAGAAAGUUUGUUAUAUAGCAUUGGAUUAUGAUAAAGAGUAUGAAAAAACUCAAUGUUCUAGUGAAUUAGAUAUGGAAUAUGAACUACCAGAUGGUCAAGUGUUGAAUCUAUCUCACGAACGGUUUGCAUGUCCAGAAAUAUUAUUCAAUCCCACAAUAAUUGGGAAAGAAAUACCAGGAAUUGGUGAAAUAUUUUUUAAUUCCAUUGCAGCAACUGACAAUGACAAUAGAAAGGAUUUAUAUGGAAAUUUAUUAAUUGGAGGUGGUUUAUCGUUAACAGAAGGAAUGGCAGAAAGAUUGACCAAAGAAGUGGUAGCUCUCAGCCCAACAGCCAUGAAAAUUAAGGUUGUGGCUCCACCAGAGAGAAAGUACUCUAACUGGAUUGGUGGCUCGAUCCUGGCGAGUCUUUCAACCUUUCAACAUAUGUGGAUAACGAAUGAAGAAUACGAAGAGGCUGGCCCUUGCAUUGUGCACAGAAAAUGUUUCUAA
This is a messenger RNA of Naegleria gruberi, 1146 nucleotides long. RefSeq lists its product as uncharacterized. The transcript has a single exon. Lineage: Eukaryota; Heterolobosea; Eutetramitea; Acrasida; Naegleriidae. The coding region runs from base 1 to 1146 and encodes 381 amino acids. The record is from RefSeq and is a predicted model, not a curated record.